CCGCGCCCAAGAGUUGACGCGUCGUGAAUUCAUAAAAACUCACACUGGUGACGUCACUGAAAAAAGGGGGUCCACUAUCACGUACGCCACAGUUGUUUGCCGACUACAUUAUCCCAAUACAUGCAUAAUUUAUUCAUAACGUCAUCGGUGUACGAACAUUCUGCACCCCUUCUGUGAGAAUGGAACUCGCCAAGUCGUUCAGGUUUCAAUCUUCGUGGUGAUGAUUUUGCAAGCAUUGCUCUACCGGAUGGUGUACGCUGUGGGCUCUACACCUUCCAAACACACGAUGUCGUCGCUAUACACACGUUCUAGUCAACUUUAAACAAAUCACAAAUGAAAGCUUCGUUCUCACUCCCUCUCUAAAGUCUUACAUAUACAGCUUAAUGGCUAACAUCAACAAUACUUUUAAAAGCAAAAACAUGUGUGUACAUUCACUUCAAACUCUUGUUAUGGUCUUGCUUGUAUCAAGAUGUGUGUGUCUUAACCGAGUCUGUGUGUCUUACUCCAAGACGGGGGACGUCAUCUUAGGCGGGUUGUUUCCAAUCCACUACGUUGCCGGUCCGGGUCAAUGUACGGACAAACAAUCACGCUGGGGCACCUCCCUCUCCGAGGCAAUGAUCUUCGCCGUGGAGCAGAUCAACAGCCGGGAUGACAUCCUUCCUAGCAUCACGCUUGGGUAUGACAUCCGUGAUGACUGCCGCUCGGAGGAUGUUGCCUUGUGGCAUGCACUGUCCCUCGUGAACGGCCUCAACCCAGCCGAGACGUCGGGUCUCUGUCUCCCCGACGCUACGGCCAAAGUUCUCGGUAUCGUCGGCACGGCGCACUCGACGACCAGCGUUGUGGUAGCGAAGGCGGCGGCUAUGUACAAUGUACCCGUGGUAUCCUACGGUGCCGCUGCAGAUGAGCUGGGGGACAGUCAACGCUUCCCGUUUUUCCUCCGGACCAUUCCUCAAAAUAGCCUCCAGAUUCAGACCAUGAUUGAUAUAAUCGAUACCUUUGGAUGGGUUUACGUCUCCUUAUUACACGGGACCGAAUCGGAAUACCUUCAUGGGGCACUAAGGUUCCAGGAGAUAGCACCGUAUCACGGUAUCUGCGUAGCUUACUCCGCUGCCAUCAGAUCUAAUGCAGGAGACGAAGAAAUCCUCGAAGUGGUCUCAAAACUUGACCGGUAUCCAAAGGCGAAAGUAGUGGUCGUCAUCGGUGAGAAGUUCACCGGUAAAAAUGUCAUGCAGGCCGCUCAGACCGCUGGAAUGGUUGGAAAGUACCAGUGGAUAGGUGGGUUCUCAUGGGGUUACUUGAUGGCAGAGGAGGGUCUUGGAGAUAUAUCAGACGGUGCUAUCUUCGUCAGGAGUUACAGUGUGGAAACUGACGGCUAUCAAGAGUAUGUGAAAUCGAAGGUGCUCACGGAGCCUCAUGUUUCACCGUGGUAUCAGGAUUUAGCAGCGGCGUGGAUGGAAACUAACAACUGCACGGAUAUUGAGGUAUGUCCGGUCCCUCUGUCAAGCUCAGCAGGCCCCGUCAAAGAUGCUGUCGAUGCUCUGGGUUUUGCCCUCCACGAAUUGAUGAAAGAAAAAUGCCCGAAUAUAAGCCACUGCCCGAUUGGGGAGAUCACAAUGGACACCGAAAGUUACUUGAACAAGCUAUUCAAUGUGAACUUCACAGGAGUUGACAAUGAGCAGAUUCGAUUCGAUAGUUCCGGUAACGCCGGAGGAAAGUUCAUCAUCACUAACCUCCGAGAAGGCAGCGGGGAGCAGAGAGUCGGGUUAUGGGUCUCUUCCUUCGAGUCAGUGGGCGAGCGGCUCACCCUCAAGCCAGACCUGAUCCGGUUUGUCAAUAAGAGCUGGAGUAAGCCGUUGUCUAUAUGCACUGAGGAAUGUGAGGUUGGGUAUAUUAUUGUGCCUUUGGAAGAGAAAUGCUGUUACGGUUGUGACGAAUGUCAUCCUGAUCAAAUCGUGGUGUUAAACGGCACCAAAUGUGAACAAUGUAACAGGAUAGAAUGGCCGGAUAACACACGUUCCGUUUGUCGACCCAUCAUCCCUUCCCCAAUCGUUUGGAGUGGCUCUAUUGUCAUAGUCAUUCUCACCAUGUCUGGCCUGGGUGUUGUUCUCUCAGCAUGCACCAUCACUGGCCUCCUAGUGUACAACAAUCACCCGCUGAUUAAAGCGAGUAGUCGAGAGCUGUCCAGCAUCAAUGUGGCUAGUUUGACCUUGACGUUUUCUUCGUGCCUGGUGCUGCUUGCUGAGCCCACGAAAGUCUCCUGUAUCUUGGCUGAGAUGAUGCUUGCCUUGUGUACUACGCUCAUCUAUGCCCCUACUCUGUUGAAGGUGAACCGCAUCUUUCGAAUCUUUACAAAGGCCCGCAAAUCCACCCAAAGGCCGAAGUUCACUGGUCCCAAACAUCAAGUCAUUGCCUGUCUUGUUUUCAUAUCUGUUCAGGUUAUGUUGUCCAUAUUGUCGGCUAUCUUGUCACCGUCCGCCCCAGUGGAGUUGAUAUUCCAAACGGACGACCGUCGCAUUGAACUGUACUGCUCAUACGGUGCUUGUUUCAUCGUGUCUUGCGUCUACAACCUCCUUCUCGUAUUAGCAUGCUGUAUCUACGCCUUCAAAGCUCGUAAAGUUCCCAGUAACUUCAACGAAUCCAAGUUCAUCGCCAUCAGCGUGUACUCCACGCUGGUAUUAUACAUUGCCGCCGUGCCUGUCUACGUCACUGCCGCGCAUGCGCUGCAGAAGGUUGCCACUCUAUGCUUUGCGAUCAUACUGAAUGCGUAUAUUACGCUGGUGUGUCAAUACCUGCCUAAGCUUUAUGCAGUAAAGUAUAUGGACCAGCAGGACGACAUGAGUACCAGAGACUGGCAUGGUACCUUUACACUCAAAGGGACCAACCAAGUCGGCCCGUCAACGUCAGGAACAACUGCCGUUAUUUCGACUGCCACAGGAAAAUGAAUAACUUUAUUACAAAUUAUGUGUACCAUCAUCUGAUGGUUUGUAUAAUUCAUAAUCUGAGACAUAGGCUAGCCUUGUUAAAAACACCGCGUAAUUAUGUUCGGCUUUUGUGUCAACAAUAAUUAAAUUCAAUACUGCACUCGUUAUUGGUUUAUAUUCACAAAAUACGGAAAUAGUUUAAAUUACAUAGAGGGAGUAGUGUCCAGUCAGAGACCAACAGCAAAGAGCAAUGACCUAGACUGAGACAUGAGAGCGUGGGGGUUGGCUUUAUAAUGGUCCGAUAGCAAUACAAACAUGACGUCAUAGCCAAAAUGUGCAAACCGUUGCAUGAAGAAAACAACAAAGAAAACUUAAAAAAACAAACACUCAAUUUAUCUAAAUCUGAAGCCCUAGGCCUGACUGUGAAUUCAGAGUUUUUUUUUAUCAUUAUUCAAUGUUUUAAUGAGUAACGUUGUCAAACCCAUUCUCACCAGUAUUCGCUAUCCGCUUAAUGCAGUCAGUGCCCGAUUUCAUAAAGCUGUUCACCGGUGUGGCAGUUUCAGUC
Messenger RNA from Asterias rubens (European starfish), 3486 nucleotides. Its product is annotated as metabotropic glutamate receptor-like. Gene Ontology annotation, cellular component: membrane. NCBI's taxonomy places the organism in Eukaryota, Metazoa, Echinodermata, Asteroidea, Forcipulatida, Asteriidae. The coding region runs from base 384 to 2942 and encodes 852 amino acids. The transcript is spliced from 6 exons. Gene Ontology annotation, molecular function: group II metabotropic glutamate receptor activity. Gene Ontology annotation, biological process: regulation of synaptic transmission, glutamatergic; G protein-coupled glutamate receptor signaling pathway. The record is from RefSeq and is a predicted model, not a curated record.